Messenger RNA from Paramuricea clavata, 3743 nucleotides. Lineage: Eukaryota; Metazoa; Cnidaria; Anthozoa; Malacalcyonacea; Plexauridae. The record is from the annotation of a GenBank genome assembly.
CCAUUUUUGACCAAAUCCAUGUAACUGUAAACUUAAAAGAAUAUCCCUGAGUAUAGCUGGUGUUUCGCGCGAUCACCAAUGACAAUGUGUUGACUUUUACAGCACAAUAAUUAAUUAUAUAUUUUGCUUUCAAUGGCUUUUUUUAGAAAUAACUUCACCAAGUAAAAGGUUUCAUUAAGUCUAUAAAUGCCUGUUAUUUUCUAUCGCAUAUAUAUCAAGUAAAUCACUGACGUAUACUCGGCGCAAAAGAGCACUAGAAUACAGGGCGGAAAAGGGCAGAAUGUUGCAUGGAGUCUAGAGACCAUUUUUUAAUUUAAAUCUGCCAUAUCGGGAAGUUAUAUGGGGAUUGAAUUUCGAAUUCUUUCACAAGUUUGUCUCAGUUUAUAUCAGGUGUUCCUUGAUGAUAUGCGUGGAAGAUAAAUGAUAAUUUGACAAGGGCAGUAGAAUCUUAAAAUGAUGUUUAAUUGUUUAUUCUGUCACUAUUGCAAUAGCUAUUACAAUAUGCGGACAGUUAUGUGUCAACGUGAAUAGGACUCGCAUGUAGGAAAUCAUUCAUGCCUGUAGUCAGAUGUUGCUACGUGGCCGAGGUAAACGCUUAUUAAAAGCAGGCGUCUGGUUUUAUCGUUAACUAGAUUCCUUUUCUAUAGAGCGUAUAAAAUGGAUUACCGAUCUUUGCUACAGUUAGCCAUGAUGGUUAUCAAUGGCUGUAGUUUGAUUGCAUUUCUAACGUUGGUAAAACAAAGUGAUGGAGCAUCUAAGUUUUCUUUGUUCAAAUUGUACAAUGACAGUUAUCUUCCAAAUCGCUUGAUCAGAAGCAUUCGUGCAAUGUCACAAGUCGAAUGCUCGAUGAUGUGCUCCAGUGAAGAGAAAUGUGAAUCUUGGAAUAUGUAUGAGGCAGUGCCUGGUCGUAAUUGUGAACUGAAUAAUGCCACUGUGAAAACAGAAUCUGCAAAUCAUGUACUGAAGAAAAGAAACGGAGCUACAUUCGGUCAUCGGAUCACACUUCCUAGAACGAAAAAUAAAAAGGUAAGUGAAGCCUUGAGCAAGGGUCAUAGUUGUGCGAGGAGAAAAAAAUUAAGGAGGUAGAAAGAAAUUUGUCCGAUUCUUUUGCGUUUUGCCCAACCAAUCAAAAAGGGGAGGGGGCAAACAUUUUCGAAGGGCAAAAAUUUAUUUGAUGUAACAAUUUUAGUAGAUCUUCCAAUGUCGAGCUUCCAUUGAUGAAAUUAGUUCCAAAAACGUAAAUAAAUAGGCUAGGAUUAGGAAGUGCAUGAAAUACUCAAGAUAGGAAAUAAAAUUUACACAAUUAAAAACUUUUUUCUUAAUUUUCGUGAAAUUCAUUGUUUACAUGUAAAACGUCAAAUGGUCGUUUCGUGAUCACAAUCCCCUUCCCCCACUUUUCCACCCUCUUUCAAUUUGGAUAAAUCUUAUUAUUUAUAUGUUUUGCAGGUUUGAAAUAUUAGGGACCGGUCAUUAUUUAUAGUGGGGGGUGGCACCGAAAAGAAAUGUUUUUCAUGGAAAAAUAUUUGCUGACCCAACCACUAAAAAGUCAAAAAUUUGAUUACCCAACCUCAAAUAUCAAUUAAAAAAUAUUUACCCACCCCUGGCCAAAAACGUACUUUACAAAAGGAAACCAUUCAGUUGUGACAUCAAUGAGAGUCACUAUCUUGAUCUGUUGCAUGGGAGACAAAAGUUGUCUUCAAAGACAACAUGAAACUUUAGACUGCAGAAAAUUUCACAAUCCGUUAUCAAACUCAUGUCACAGAAGUGGUAAAGGACCACUUCUGUGACAUGAGUUUGAUAACGGAUUGUGAAAUUUUCUGCAGUCUAAAGUUUCAUGUUGUCUUUGAAGACAACAUUUGUCUCCCAUGCAACAGAUCAAGAUAGUGACUCUCAUUGAUUCACAUAUUGUAUUGACAAAUAUGACUGUUGACAUUGCUUUUUAGUCUACAAUAUUUGAGUGAGUCAUGCUUUGGAAAUGAGAAUAAGUUUUUAUUACCCAACCCUUAAGUUGUUUUGUUUUUCAUUUACCCAACCUUUUACUUACUCAAAAUUUUGUUUACCCAACCCUUUUCUCUUCGGUGCCACCCCUCGCCAUAAAUAAUGACCGCUCCCUUCCUCCUCCCUCCCUCCGUGACUUCAGAUCUAGAGCGGAAUGACUUAAAAUUCUUUCUACUUUUAACAUUUAGGCAGUUGACCCCGGAUUGAAGAAUAUUUGUAAGUUUUGCUAUUCUUUCAUUAAGGAUCUACAGCCAGCCCGACACUCAAUCCCAGUCCCCUUGUGAAAUUAAAACAAAACACGCAGAGCAUGUGGUUCAACUAUGUGAUGACUUUUAAACACAGUUCUGCGUUCAACUGCCCUACUUAGAACUAGUUUUGCCGAGAGAAAGGUAUAUGACUGACCUACAAUAACAGAAAAAUGACUUCGUUGAGCCAUAAGUCGGUUAAAUUCAGUUUUCCUGGACUAUUUUAGACAUAUUUUUUAUCAUAAAUUGCUCUGUAGCUGUUCUUAAAGUUAUUUUACUUUUAAAUGUGCAACUACAACUGUCUUUAUGAUGGUAUUUGGGUUUUUCCAUUUUUGUGUCUUUCAUUACCACUUCCAGUAACCCAAAUCUCAUUUUUUCAGUUAGGAAUUGCGCUUUCGGUCUUGUGUGUCCAUUGCUGCUGUUCUUUUAUAAAACACUGACAAUUUUAAAAUUUAUAAACAAGCACAUUUGACUCCUAGUUGGAAAGGAAAAAGGCUACUCAUUAUAAGAAUCGUCGCCAGAGGCCUGGCACGAGUAAUUACGUUCUCGACCCUGCAAUGCACUACUUCAACAUUAAUAUUUAUUGGAGGUAGUCACUAAUCCCCGACUGAGGCUCGGAAUGUUUUCUAACAUGGGUUUCCAUUGUCAAACUUUUAGCUUAUGUUUUUACCAACCUUGGAAAAAAAGGACCUGAGGGACCUGCAAACACGAGUGGUUACCUAGGAACGACUCUAGAAGGCCAGGUUACGUUGAAUGCUGGAAUCCAGAUGUGGCAAGUACCAUACACAGGUACUUACAUAAUCGAGUCACGUGGUGCAGCUGGCGCAAACGGCAGUUAUGACUUGCGCAAUAAGCUUGGGGACAAGCAUGUGACAAAAAGACAUCAUGGAGGCGUGGGAGCGAAAAUAAGCGGAACAUUUUGGCUUACUCAUGGGACCUUGUUGAAAAUUCUUGUUGGCCAGCGUGGAAUGAUGCAUACACUUACAAUUAAUUUACAGACUCUCGAUUUAAUUCUUGAUGUUGGUGGUGGUGGAGGUGGGUCUUUUGUAACUUACGUGAAUAAUAUCCCCCUUGUUAUUGCUGCUGGUGGCGGCGGCGGUGGCGGCAACGGUGUAGGGUUUGGGACAGAUACAUUUGAUGCUGAUUCGGGACAGUUAGGGGUAUUAGGGAGUAGAUGUAACAGUACGGUAGGAAAUGGGGGAAUGCUAUGUUCUAAUGAAGAGAAAUACACGAUCAACGCUGGAAGUGGAGCUGGGUUGCUAAGUAACGGUAGAAGUCCUAACCUGGCACAUCAUGCUAUGUGUUUUGUCGACGGAGGGAGAGGUGGUACCAAUAUUGGGUUUGAUGGUGAUGGAGGGUUUGGUGGUGGUGGUUAUGGUGCGCUAAACGGAGGGGGAGGGGGAGGAUAUAGCGGGGGAGGUGUGUGGGCUAACUCUACUUAUGGUAUCGCAGGGGGUGGUGGCUCAGUUAACCAUGGCUUUGACAAGCAAUCUGGUUAUG